AUGAAAAUUGUACUACAGGCACAAACUGCAGUCCAUCCACUAUCAACAGUAUCGAAGAUGGUACAUUCUGCAGCUUCACGACUCUCACCAGCACCGAUGGCACCUGAUAAUGUGGUCGUAGUGGAGAAGCAGGCACCAAUGUCCACACCUACGCGUGGAGACGAAGGAUGGGGUGAUAUCAUUGGCCAUUCUCAUUACAAACUCGUGCAAACGGACGAGUAUCGAGAGACUCGAAACCCGCUCGGCAUGACAAUACGCAGCCACCGACAGCACACCUGCAAAGUGUGUUCUGUACUGCGAGACAAUAGGAAGCGCGCAGCUCAGUCAUCUUACUAUUGCCGGGAGUGUGCCGACCGACGUAAUGGCGGUAUGAUCUUCUUGUGCGAUAAACCUCGGCCACAUGAUCCCAAAGAAUACCGGAAUGCUACUUGCAGUCAAAUCUGGCACUUGAUGUGGAACAACGGGGAAAGUAUCCCACAGACUGGCACAUCAUUCAUUAGGAUGCGGAAAAAGUUAAAAACUGAUUCCGAUUGA
Phytophthora nicotianae INRA-310 is the source of this 534-nucleotide messenger RNA. RefSeq lists its product as hypothetical. The coding region runs from base 1 to 534 and encodes 177 amino acids. The transcript has a single exon. The record is from RefSeq and is a predicted model, not a curated record. NCBI's taxonomy places the organism in Eukaryota, Oomycota, Peronosporomycetes, Peronosporales, Peronosporaceae.